Molecule: messenger RNA, 1214 nt
Organism: Capra hircus (goat)
Lineage: Eukaryota; Metazoa; Chordata; Mammalia; Artiodactyla; Bovidae
Gene: GLT6D1
Product: glycosyltransferase 6 domain containing 1
Exons: 5
Coding region: 102-1028 (308 amino acids)
Biological process (GO): carbohydrate metabolic process
Cellular component (GO): Golgi apparatus; vesicle; membrane
Molecular function (GO): hexosyltransferase activity
Source: RefSeq, a predicted model, not a curated record
AGAAGGCUCAACGCCACGCGAGCCCACCUGGGUGUCUGGCUUGGGACUCUACAAAGAGAGGCCCAAAGAGAGACGCUUGAGAAGCAUCCAAGCCGGAGACAAUGAACUGUAAAAAGAAAACGCUGCUGUUGAUUCUGGGUCUUUCACUGCUCCUGUUGUUUGACCAUUAUUCCAGGAAAAAUCAAGAAGAACUUCAGCUCUCAGACUGGUUCAACCCCAGAGAACGCCCCGAUGUGAUCACGACCACGAGCUGGCUUGCUCCCAUUGUCUGGGAAGGCACUUUCAGCAGAAAGGCGCUGGAAAAACACUACAGAAAGCAGAAUCUCACAACGGGCUUGGCCGUCUUCGUUUCUGGCAGGCUUGCAGAUCAGUACCUGGAGAUGUUCUUGCAAUCGGCAAAUAAGUACUUCCUGAACGGCUACAGAGUGAUUUUCUACAUUAUGGUGGACACCUUUGUCAAGCUGCCCCAGAUCAAGUGGGGGCCCCUCCGACAGUUCAAAGUGUUCAUCGUCACCGAGGACAGCUGGCAGGACAACGUCGACCUCGUGCGCAUGAAGAGCUUGGCCAAGCACAUCAUCUGGGACAUCCAGGACGAGGUCGACUUCCUUUUCAGCAUGACCGUCACCCAGAUCUUCCAGAACAACGUGGGCCUGGAGGUCCUGGGCGAGCUGGUGGCUCAGCUCCAUGCCUGGUGGUACUUCAAGGACCGUGCCAGUUUCCCCUACGAGAGGAGGCCCAAGUCGGCAGCUUGCAUCCCGUUUGGCCAGGGCGAUUUCUACUAUGAUGGUGCAUUCGUGGGCGGCACGCCCCUGGAGCUCCUGAACCUCGUGGAGGAGUACCUGAACGGCAUCAUCCAUGACCUCAGAUUCAGGUUGAACAGCACCUACGAAAAACACCUCAACAAAUACUUUUUCCUCCGGAAGCCCACCAAGCUCUUAUCCCCAGAGUACAACUGGGAUGCCGACUUCUACCCGCCACCCCAGGUGCAGUACGUCAAGGUGGCCCAGCAGUCCAAAAGGAGGCACUGACUCCCAGGGACCACAGGCCCUGCCAGCAGUGGUUCCCCCGGAAGGUGGGGUCUCUUCGUACGUCCCAGGUUUGAGAGAUACAGACGUUUAUACUCACCCACAGGGCAUUUUCCUCCCUGUAAUUCUGAGCCAUCCAAUUUGGCCACUGCGGGAUAAAGAAUAAAAGAUUGUUUAUUGAAUGUUUAA